AUGGAUCCGAACUCGGGGCCGUCUCAAGUGAUCUUCGAUGAGGUCCUCUACCAGCCGGCGCCUCCGUCCGUGCAACUGCAGAUGCAGCAGCAGCACGUCGAUCUAUUGAUGAACUCCGAGGAGGACUUCUCCGACUCAGAUUUUGAGGUGGACAUCGUGGUGGACAGCGAUCACGACAGCAGAUCGGAGCAAUCGGAAGACGACGAUGUACCAACGGCAGUAAGUAGCGAGGAGGGUUAUUACAGUAAUACGCAGUGGUCGGAGGAGCAGCCGGUGGUCGUGACGAAACCCCACAUCGAUUUCGAGCUGAAACUGCCCGGGCUUCGGCCGCCGGCGAAAGAGCUCGGUCUCUACAUAGAACCGAUCACCGCUUGGGAGUUCAUCUUCGGUGAUGCCAUGCUCAAGAACAUCAUAUUGUACACCAACAGGAAACUGGCGAAGACCAGGAAGAAAUCGAUGAAUCCGAACAGGACGGAGCUGCGGGAGUGCUGCGAGUUCGAGGUACGCGCUUUCCUGGGACUUCUGCUUUACUCGGGCGUUUUCCGAUCGAACCACGAGAACAUAUCCGCGUUAUUCGCAACCGAUGGGACUGGUCGCGAUAUUUUCCGAGCCGUCCUCUCGGCAAAGAGAUUCCAAGUGUUACUCCUCUGUUUGCGGUUCGAUAAUUGCGAGGAUCGCGAGCAGAGGAAAUUGAUGGAUAAAGGAACCGCAGUCAGCGAGUUGAUAAAGAGCUUCAACGACAACUCACAAGCGGUUUUCUCCAUCGGUUCUUGCGCCAACAUCGACGAGAUGCUCAUCGAAUGCAGCGGACCUUGCUCCUUCAGAAUGUACAUGGCUAAUAGAGGAGACAAGUACGGGUUGAAGAUGCAAUGUCUGACGGACGCCAGAAACAAUUACGCUUACAACGUUUACUUGUAUACGGGAAAAGGAAGCGACGGCUUCGGUUUGAACGCCGACGAGAAACUUUACAGCGCUCCGACCCAAGCUGCCAUACGGCUCUGCAAACCAAUCAUAGGAACAGACAUAAACGUCACAACGGAUACGUGGUAUACAUCAAUGGAACUUGUCGAAGUGUUAAAGGUGUAUGGAUUAACGUGCGUUGGUACUUUGAAAAAGCACAGCCCGGACAUACCGACGCAAUUCCUACCAUCGAGGAGCAGAUCCGUAGGUUCAGCAAUAUAUUCAGCGAACAAGGACACCGUGAUCGUUUCGCACGUCCCGAAGAAGGGAAAAUCCGUGAUCCUGCUCUCGUCCAUGCAUCGCUCAGAAAAGGAAGACGACAAACCGGAGCACGUCUUAUCCUACUACAACGCGACAAAAUCGGGCGUGAAAAACUUGGACGGUAAAUGCGCCGCCUACUCCUGCAGCCGAAGAACGAGACGGUGGUCCAUGGCCGUCUUCUUCAAGAUCAUCGAUAUGAGCGCGGUGAACGCUCACAUCAUCCAUCAGAGCUACGUGGAGAACAGGCAGAGCACCAGAGUGGACUUCAUGAGGACGCUUGCCAAGCAGCUGGUGACACCGUACAUGGAGACACGAAUGACCAAUCCGAAUUUACCCCGCGAACUUCGCACAACUAUACAACGAAUACUUGGCGUGACCAUCGAAAUGAGGGACGUCGAUCUGGAUAAGUUGCCCAGGGAGGAGCGCAAGAUAUGCUUCGUUUGUCCUGCGAAGAAGAGGCGGAAGACCUGUUACCUCUGCUGCAACUGCAAGAGGCCAGUCUGCUUGGAAUGCAGCAGGAAGAUUUGCCUGAACUGUACCAUGGUUGAUGAGGAUCUUUAA
Nicrophorus vespilloides is the source of this 1782-nucleotide messenger RNA. RefSeq lists its product as uncharacterized. The coding region runs from base 1 to 1782 and encodes 593 amino acids. The transcript has a single exon. The record is from RefSeq and is a predicted model, not a curated record. NCBI's taxonomy places the organism in Eukaryota, Metazoa, Arthropoda, Insecta, Coleoptera, Silphidae.